AUCCGGGCAGCGUUCCAGAUUCCUCCUGACGUGGAGUGGAGAUGGCCUGAGCCCGAGGAGAGGAUAUACCAUCGCCCGGCUGAUGGUUUUGUUCCGGUUUGGAUGGAGCAUCUUAGAUCCGGGUGGAACCCGAGGUGGCACAUCUUUUUUAAGCAUCUGUGUAAAUAUGAAUUCAAGUGUUCUCCGAUGCAGCUGACUCCUAAUGCCAUCAAGUGGAUGACCUGGUUCUUGGCGGCCUGUAAUAAGAAGAAUUACUACCCGACUUUCAAGCUCUUCCACAUUCUGUUUCAGUUCAAGAAGUCCGGGGUGAAGCCCCUUUAUGAGUUGCGUUUCCGUUCUAAGGAGCUGGGUUUGGGAGCCGGGUUCAUCAGCCCGGUCAUCCAUCAGAGUUCCCUGAAGGGUUGGAAUGGGGAGGUCCUCAUGUUGAAGGGUUUAGAUCUGGGUUUUAUGCCGUAUGUUGUUUCUGAUGAGAAACAAGUGAAGACAGAUUUUGGGGCUCUGGGUGCCGCGGGUGCGUUCCGGGAGCAGCUUCGCGAGUUUUGUGGUUGCCUCGGGUCCCAACUGACCCGGGAUUCAUUUAUGCAACACGAUAAGUUGCAUGGAUAUGGCUGUAAGUAGUGUUUUUCACCCGGGUUGUCUCUGUUGCUUGUACUUAGGAAUUUUCCGUUGUCUGCUUUCGUGUUUACCUGUUUGUUGUUCCAAUUUUUGUCUUGGUUAUAUGUUAUGUUGUUUCUGACCCGGGUGCUUCUUUCUUGUUUCAGGUUUGCCAUACUUCGACCCGGAUUUGUGGAAAGAAAUGGCAAGUGAUUCAUUUGCUGCCCAUCUGAAGAGCUUGGGGGCGGCUCACGUCCUUCCUAAGCCGGCUCCAAAAUCUAAGUCCGCGAAAAAGAAAGCUGAAUCCGGGUCAUCUCGGCAGGAGACAGAGGGUACGGGUACCUCCAGUGCCAACCCGGAUCCUAUCCUGGAGGUAGAGGAUCCGGAGCUUGGCGCUGACCAGCUGGGGGUAGAGAGUCCGGAUCUUCAGCCGAGGUUGAAGAAAAGAAAGCCAAGUUCCCAUGUGAAGAAAGCUACUGGGGUUGGAAGUGCAGACCCGGGGAAAUCGGCCAUUGAGGUCCUCGAUGUGGAUGUGGAUGCUGAGGGCGAGACCGGGCUGGUAUCGGAGGUGAAGAAGCCCGAGUUUGGGAAAUACUCGGUGAAGAAAGUUAUAGGGUUGAUGUCCGAGCUUCCUUCGGACCAGGACUGGGAAGUGAUGGGUGAAGAGGGUUUGGUGGAGAAUUUCAAAGAGAUUGGGAAUCUUUGGGGCCAGCUUGGUGGCCGUCUGGCCGGGUUCAAUACUAAUGCUUUGAACCAGUUGAAGAAAGAGAGGGAGUUUUCAGCGUCCACUUUGGCCCAGGCUGCAAAGUUGGAGAAGAGUCGGGAUAUGGAGAGGUCGGCCAGGGAGGUCUUGGAGUCAAGUAUGGCGACCCGGGUCAAGGAAGCUGAGGCCCUUAAGGAGGCUGAGCUCGGGCAGAGGGUUAAGGAUGCUGAGGUCCGGGCGGAUGCGGCUGAGAAGAAGGUGUCCGGGUUAGAGAAGGAGAUUGCGGAUCUGAAGUUGCAGCUGGAAACCCGGAGGGCUCCUGAAGAGGUCGUUGCCGAGUUUCAGAAAUCCACAGCCUAUGCAGAUGCUUUGGCGAAGGCUGCAGCCGCCGAAGUCAUGCGCUGUUGGACAGUGGCUGAAAAGCACAUCAAGACGGACCCGGCCGCCAAUGCCCAGAGUUUUAUCGACCUUUACAUUGCUGCAAAGAACAAGAUUUCUGCAGGCGAGGGGGAGCCCGAGCCUUAUGUUGACCCGAAUCAGGAGGUGGAUUCUGAUUCCUCUGCCGACUCGGAACCCCUGGCCGAUGAGACUCCUGCCGAUGAUCCUCCUGCUGAUGAUAUUCCCUCUGCUUAGUUUCUUUUUCCUUGUUUUGAAAUACAAUCAUUUGUAAGGCUGAAUUCUCUGCUUGGAUUUGGAUAUUUGUCCGGGGUCUAUGUAGAUCCUGGUUUAUGUAUUGUUGCUCUUGCUAUUUCCUAUGAAAUAUUCUCUUGUCAUGUUUGCCUAUGAAUGGUUUCGUUUGCUUUGUAUAUUGUUUUAUACAGGUGUA
Daucus carota subsp. sativus is the source of this 2123-nucleotide messenger RNA. RefSeq lists its product as uncharacterized. The coding region runs from base 797 to 1930 and encodes 377 amino acids. The transcript has 2 exons. NCBI's taxonomy places the organism in Eukaryota, Viridiplantae, Streptophyta, Magnoliopsida, Apiales, Apiaceae. The record is from RefSeq and is a predicted model, not a curated record.